AUGAAAACUCGUUCCCAGUCGAAAGCCGAGGCUGCCAUUGCGUCCGCGCCUACUACAGCGCCUUCUACUGUAGCCCACGAUGACCAUGAAGCCUCUGCGGCCACCGCGUCAGAAGACAAUCACGUCAAGGACAGUUCCUUGCCUGUCGAGGACUUCUUGCGCGAAUUCCUUCCUAUGCGCGAUGAGCCACCUCUACCAUCUCUUGACUUCGAGUCUCCCUUACCCUGUGAUGCUGACCCAAAUGCGACUGCCUUGUAUUAUAGCAAGGAAGAAACCGCGUCAGCUAUACGCAACGUCAUCAACGGCAGUGGCAUAUAUCCUCACUUCUUCUUCAAUUACCUCCCCGGCCCUGUACUCGCCGCUAUCCCCCCAGAACUCAUUCAAGGCGUUGACAUACCAACCGGCAACAUCACGGUCGAUCCAGAACAGAUUAUGUCGAACGUCAAAGUCACCAUCGAGCUAGAGGAGCAGUCGGGCGACAUUGAUGAGGAAGCGCGCCGCGGUAAAUCUGCGAGGUAUCCCGGCAUAGCCUACGAAAGCGGCCAGACGCUCAAGCUCGUACUGGACACGUUCACAGCCCAACGUCGCACUCACGUCUAUGCAGUGAAGAUCUAUGGCCCACGCGCGCGUCUGGUUCGCUAUGACCCUGUUGGAUUGGUCGUCUCCGAGCUAUUCGACUGGCGUACCAAUCAUGGUCACAUCCUGGCAGACUUUCUCCUUCGGCUAAGACAGGCCGACUCGAACUCGUGCCUAGGGGGCCUCGACGACUCCAUAGGAGACCCUUUAGCACACUUCAGUGCGGAAGAUCUGGUCGCUGCAGACGCAUCAAUCAACGAGUUUGUCCGAGACGUCUACGUGAUACCAGACGGUGCUCGGCCCCAUGCUAUCGCUUGCUGGGACGAUGGCGUAGUCGGUCCUGCCGGCCUUGGGCGACGGCGUGUUUUCAUUGCAGCUCCCGCCAAGGAGAGAUACUUGAAGAUAUCUAACCCGUUCAUCAAGCAUUACAUCGGAUACGACGUGGAGACGCGGCGCUCAUAUCAUAUCAAAGACACAUGGGCCAUCGAGGAUCGAGAAGAUGAGGAGUCUGAUCAACACUACGUGUUCGAGGGACAAACGUACCAGACUUUGCAGGCCGCGGGCGUUCAACAUAUCGCUGAGUUUGAAUGCGCGGGAGUCGUGCGCUGGCAAGAUGGCACAGCGCAAAGAACGCGGUCGCCGGAGUUCUGUUCACAGCUCAGCCCCAAAUUUACACGCUAUCAGCGCGUUCACUAUCGCAUCGUCUUCAGGGAUAUUGGCCGGCCACUCGUCAGCUUCAAAAACACGUACGAGCUCGUUAGGGCUAUAGGACAAGCUCUUGUCGCUCAUGGUCAGGCGUACAGGAGCACGCGCAUCUUGCACAACGAUGUGUCUCCCUGGAACAUACGGAUCAAUCGGAAGGGCAAGGCUCUCUUAGGGAACUGGGAACUCGCAACAAUAGUGCCGAUGGCAAACGAGUUCGGGGCAUUGUCCGCUGAAGAUUGGCACAGCGUCCGCGGCGCUGGCCGGUGGCGCAUACUUAGCGGUCACUCCUUUAUUCCGGGCCCCAUGGCGCACGAUUCCCGUGAGCGCAUACCUUGUGCCACUGACGACUUGGAAUCUUUCUUCUGGGUGCUGCUGUUUUGCUUAUUCCGCUAUCGAUACGCGCCGGUUCAGUGGACAGUUCCUUCCGAGGCUCCAUUCUUUAGGCCGUAUUGUAAGGACCUGUUCAAAGAUAGAGUGGAGAGAAGCGCUGCUGUGGACAUCCGUGACACGCCAAAGCUCGCCUUCUUACACCCUAGGUACCCUCAUCCGUCGGACCUGGAGCUCCAGAAGAUGGUCAAUUACAGGACUGGUCUGCAGAUCCCACGGCCGCUGGGGUUACUGCUGUGUCGCCUGCGUCGGGCUUUUAGUCAAGUCCACUUUGGCUCGAACUUGAACCCGACCGAAGACCCCGGGCUCGCUCAGAUACCAGACGUCACGGGACUCAAUGCGCACAGCGCGAUGAUAUCGUGCAUUAUACAAGCCUUGAGAGAAGCUGUGUGGUAUGGAAACGACAGUGCCGAUGAUCGCCUUGCGGCAUCGCUUGACAGCGAAACAUUGAAACCCGAUGGCGACUUCAGUGCUCGCUCCAAGCUGCAAUCCUCCAUAACACCGUCUUCAACUUCUGAAGACUCUGUCCCGUCUACAUCCGCUGCACCGCCAUCACCUCCAGACGCCGCUGCCGCGCGUGAGGAGGCGGAGUCAGCCAUCUGGGAUCUUCAACGAAGGGUUCGUAGUCCGGAUGCCUCACCGCUGCCUGCCGGGCGUCUUGCACGGGUGGUGAAGCAGAACGCGUCAUAUUAUGAUAUGGCGGUCAGAACAGGCAAGCUCACACCCGCCCAGAGACAAAAGUUGAAGGAAUACGUGUAUCGCUACCACCCAUCGUAUGGGCUUGUCGCGCCCGCACCGGACCUCGCCCAACCUGCCGCAGACUUGCCCAUCGACACGUGA
Messenger RNA from Peniophora sp. CBMAI 1063, 2508 nucleotides. Lineage: Eukaryota; Fungi; Basidiomycota; Agaricomycetes; Russulales; Peniophoraceae. The record is from the annotation of a GenBank genome assembly.